Penaeus monodon (black tiger shrimp) is the source of this 1661-nucleotide messenger RNA. RefSeq lists its product as uncharacterized. The record is from RefSeq and is a predicted model, not a curated record. NCBI's taxonomy places the organism in Eukaryota, Metazoa, Arthropoda, Malacostraca, Decapoda, Penaeidae.
UUGUUGUAUUUCCUGAUGAUUUCAGUGCAGUCGGAGCGAAAUUUCCGGAUCAUUUUAGGGAUGGAGACGAAGGAAAAGUGGUUGUGGAAGAAAACUAAGUUGGAGAAAUUCUACGAGAUUUUCGCCAUCAGUUACCAGCUCACCCUCGUCACGCGUGAACAUCUCCAUGAAGAACAGGUCAUCCGCGCUCUGACCCAUUGUCAAAGUUACUUCCAGAUGACACAAAGGACGCGGAUCUACACGAUAAACUACAGCAAUACAGCUUCAAUAAAGAGACAGGUCCUUUGUGGUGCGCGAAGCUGAAACCAGAAUUAGGCUCCUCACCAGAUGCUGUCUUUGGGGACGGCGUCGCAGGAUUUCCUCAUCGGUACUCCCUCUUCCUGGGCAUUAGUCACGCUGUCACUGACGGCACUUCGAACGCCAUCGUUUGCGGCUUCCUCGUCCAGAUCCUCGACGACGUUCUGGCAGGGAGGGAAAUCAAUGAUGAGGAACAGCUCGGGAUGUACGUAUCGGAUGAAAGGAUAAAGAAAGCAAUAGGCGAGAAAGUUGCAUUCGUGAAAGGCAAUCCCGAACUCCAGAGCAAAUUGCUAGCAGACUAUCAGAUACUGCAAGGGAGGCGCUCGCUUCUAAAAACAGUUUUCAAGGGAGUCGGAGAGGAAAAGGGAAGGAGCUUAUAUCGGACACAGAACCUCGACGCCAGAACUACAGCUGCUUUCAUCAAGCGGUGUCGUGCGGAGGGCGUCACCUUCAACUCUGCUUUCGCAGCAAUUGCGAACUUUGCGACAAUCGAGCUCCUGGUGCAUGGAGGCUUCGAGCGGGAUUCGUACAGCAUUCAUAGCUUACACGUCCUCAACGCCCGUCGCUACCUGGAAGGCGAUACUUCUCAGUACCUUGGGUGUCAUAUCAUGAUGCUCAAUGGCAUCUUCGAAACUCCGAGACACUUCAAUGAAAAUUUUUGGAAAUAUGCAAAGCCCAUUAACGAGGAACUCCACUCGAAGAUCAAAAGUGGUUAUCCACUUCAGUUGGAAGGGAUCAAUGACCUUGUGCCAAAGACCCCAGAUUUCAACCCCAAUUACGAGUUCGAAUAUUGCAUUACGAACAUGGGAGACGUAACGCAGAAGGUAACAGAGGGUGGCGAACACGUUCAGGUUCUGCAUCUCCUAAGGACGGUCGAUAUCUGCAAGGUUUCUUGUACGUGCAGCAACUUUUUGCAUACUCUGCGUGGACGUCUCACCCAUACUGUCGUCUACAAUACAGCGCACUUCACCCCACACCUGGCUGAAAUGUUCUGCGAGAGAGUCUUCCAUUAUCUUCGUGCAUCUCUAGAGGUUUAAGGCAACUUUGUAUUGUGUGAGAUGAACGCAUAUCCUUAAGUGUUUUUUUUAGUUUUGUUAUUUACAGAAGAGAGUGACAUAUUUUGUUGUGUGAGUGUUAACGUAUGUGUGGAUGGAUAGAUGGUUUAGGAGGAGGGAAAAGAAAAGAAUAUCUACUAAAACAGAUAACAUCCUUUGAAAUUACAUGGACAUGAAGCUAUAUAUAAUGAUUGAUGGAUAAUAUGAUUAAAAAGAUUGGUACUUAUCGAUAAAAAUUCGGGUUGGCAACUGCUAUGCUCCACCCAUUUUUUAUAAUCUACUGUAUAUAUAUAUAAACGAUUUCUAUAU